UUCAUUUUCAGUUCUUUUUAAUGGGUUUUUCGGGGGUUUUUUGUUUCGUUAUGAAUGCAGAUUAGUAGUACUCCCACAUUGUUGAAGUAUACAAAAGUAUUCAAGUCAAGAUCACGUUUUCUAUCUGUUUCCUGAGCUAAAUUUUGCUGGGUUGGAUUUUGUUUUUGUCUGAUAAAUUAUUACAUCAGUUUUGUAGUGAAUUUGGGAUGAUUGGUAAUUAACUGAUAAUUUUAAUUGUCUUGUAAUUUUGUUAAAUCAAAAAGAUUCUUGUUUGUUUGAUAAGGAAAGAACUAAUUAAAAGAAGGGCUCGUAUACUCAUGUAAAAGAAGGCCAGCACUUUUUCUGUAAAAAUUCUGACCAGCAUGCAGCGAUUCGGAUAGGAAAUAGCAAUUUUGUUUAAGCUUGAGCUUUUCAGAUUAGAUGGUAAUUUAUGAAUAUCCCUGUGAAGAAGAAGGGGGGAAACACGCUUUGACUUGUAUUGGGAAUUUAUUGUUGACCCUUCUGUUCUUUCGUUUUUAUUGUCAGUGAACAGGUUGGGAAUUUGCUAUUGAGGAGAUAUUGACUUGGGAUUCUUGAAAAUUCUCGAGAAAUGGAGAGUAAUGCGUCUGGGGAUGACUUUGGUGACAUUGAUUGGAAUACUGAAGAUGAACUAGAAAUUUCAGAAAUACCAAUUUCUACUUCGAACUUGCCCACUCCUGGUGGUGUGACAAUUGUUUGCAAUGGCGAGGAAAGCUCAUCUGCUCAUUCUUCCAAUUCCAAGUUGAUUCAGCAUUUCGUAGGGAUGGGAUUUCCAGAUAAAUUGGUGGUCAAAGCAAUUGAAGAAAUUGGAGAAGGCAGUUCCGAAGGGAAAAUACUAGAUACGGUUCUUACAUACUUGGAACUUCAGAAUUCCAGUGAAGAGCAUGGCUGUAUUGACUCUGAUCAGAGCACUUCUGGUUAUGAUGAGAGCCUUCUUCAUGAUUCAGAUAUUGAUAGCUGGUCUGAUGAUGAUGAUGAGGAAAAUUCUGAUGAUUUGUCCGAGUCGGAGAAAAAAUUGCAAACCUUACAAAAAAUGGGAUACUCUGUUGAUGAGGCGACAGAAGCUAUGCAUAGAUGUGGUCCAGAUGCCUCAAUUGCUGUAUUAACCGAUUUCAUUUGUGCGGCUCAAAUAGCAAGGGCAGAAGCUCCAGACCUGCCUGCUGAGAUUAAGCCAAAGGCAAAUUAUACCUGCAGUCAAAAUGGAAAAUUGAAGAGGAGGCUGUAUGCUGAGCUGGAUAACAGGAAAAAGCAAAGGGGCAUGGUAGGAGAAGAUAGUGAGAUGAUUCGCCUGCCAAAACCCAUGGUAGGUUUUGGUCUACCUACAGAUGAUCAAUCAAGUAUUGUAAGAGAAAGAACUCUUCCAGAGCAAGCACUAGGCCCACCAUACUUUUAUUACGAGAAUGUUGCACUCACUCCUAAGGGUGUAUGGGAUGAAAUAUCAAAGUGCUUGUAUUAUGUGGAGCCAGAAUUUGUUGAUUCGAAGUAUUUUUGUGCUGCUGCAAGAAAAAGAGGAUAUGUCCAUAACCUACCAAUUCAAAACAGAUUCUCUCUUCGUCCACUUUUGCCCCUCAACAUAGAAGAAACAUUUCCCCUGACCAAGAGAUGGUGGCCAUCAUGGGAUUCACGAACAUAUUUAAACUGCUUGCAAACAGCAAUUGGGAGUGCAAAGUUGCAGGAUAGGAUUCGCAAGGCUGUUGAAGCAUAUGAUGGGGAGCCACCUGAGCAUGUCAAGAAGUAUGUAAUUGAUCAAUGCAAGAAGUGGAAUUUGCUGUGGGUAGGAAGAAACAAGGUUGCCCCCUUGGAACCUGAUGAAUUUGAGUUGCUGUUGGGUUUCCCCAGGAAUCAUACUAGAGGAGGUGGGAUUAGUAGGACUGACAGAUAUAAAUCACUUGGCAACUCAUUUCAGGUUAAUACUGUGGCAUACCAUCUGUCUGUCCUGAAACCUUUGUUCCCUGACGGCAUCAACAUCUUAUCGCUUUUCUCUGGGAUUGGUGGUGCAGAAGUUGCUCUCCACCGACUUGGGAUCCCAUUGAACAACGUAGUUUCUGUUGAAAAAUCUGAAAUCAAUAGAAAUAUAGUCCGCAGUUGGUGGGAGCAGACAAAUCAGAAGGGGAAUCUGAUUGACUUUGAUGAUGUGCAGACCUUAGAUGCAUACAAGAUAGAGAGUUUAGCAGGUAAAAUUGGAGGUUUCGAUCUUGUAGUUGGUGGCAGUCCUUGUAAUAAUCUGGCCGGUAGCAAUAGAGUGAGCAGGGAUGGACUGGAGGGUAAAGAGUCCAUUCUCUUUUAUGAAUAUGUCCGGAUAUUGGACACAGUCAAGAACAUAAUGAGUGGGCGACGGUUUAAUUGAUGGUUGCCCGGGCAGAUAUCUUGAUACCUGAUUUCAUUCAUUGGAAAGUCUGUAGGCCAUAAAUUUUCAUUCAUUGGAAAGUCGUAGGCCGUAAAUUGCUUCUCUUUAGUGAAUGAAACAUCACAACAUUCAGUAACUUUAGCUUUAACUUGCUCUCAAGUGUAAAUUCAUAUUGAUUUAUUUGCCCUGUAAAAGCCCAAGAUAUCCAACCACAAGUGUACAAGCUUCUCCCAGUUGUACUUUGGAAACAGGAUUCUGGACUUCCAGUCUUAAAUUUGUAUCAAGUAGAAAAUUUGAACUUGCAAAUGUUAGAUAUGAUCCAGUUCUCACA
Messenger RNA from Coffea arabica (coffee), 2696 nucleotides. Lineage: Eukaryota; Viridiplantae; Streptophyta; Magnoliopsida; Gentianales; Rubiaceae. The record is from RefSeq and is a predicted model, not a curated record.